Molecule: messenger RNA, 2000 nt
Organism: Anguilla rostrata (American eel)
Lineage: Eukaryota; Metazoa; Chordata; Actinopteri; Anguilliformes; Anguillidae
Gene: cdca7a
Product: cell division cycle associated 7a
Exons: 11
Coding region: 283-1458 (391 amino acids)
Biological process (GO): regulation of DNA-templated transcription
Cellular component (GO): nucleus
Source: RefSeq, a predicted model, not a curated record
UGUUCCUACCAGACUUUCUGUAAGAGAUCAUCAUAGAAGAAUCAGUGCAGAAGCGUCUGGAGAAGUCUCACAUAAGUAACGAGUUUGGUUAUUCUUAAGAAUAUAUCCCACUGUACCAAAUGGCUCCUUCUCGCACGAAGUAAGUAUACGUGUCAGCAAGCUCGUUUGACAGCUAUUUUUACAUCCCCUGCUCCUGCCAGCGUAGUAGCUGACUACAUUAGCAGUUGGCUGAGGCUUGCUUGCAAGUUGCGGCAGCAGGCCCCUGUUACAGCAAGCACCAGGAUGAAUUUGCGGAGCUUCCGUAAUGUCCCUCUGGUUCCCAUGGAAACUUCUUCCUCCUCAUCUGAUGAUAGCUGUGACAGCUUUGGUUCUGACGGCUUCUCCAAUACUAAGAGACCAUACACCAGGGCCAGGGUGACAGCAAAGAUGUCCAAGGUGUUUGAGGCCACUUCAGAUGAAGAGACAUCAGAUGGGUUUGCAGCAAAAGAUGUAACCAAUGUAAUAGAGACCAUGAAUGUGGACUCUGACUCAGAGGGCUCAGAGCCUCUUCGUCAUGUCCGACGUUCACAGACCUUGAAGGUGGCCUUGAAGUUCCCCAGCAGGAAAACGGUCCACAAGAAGGCAUCCUCCACAGAGGCCCUCCCUCAGUCCAAAGACCCUGAGUCCAACUCUGAGGAGGGUGAAAGCUUCUUGGACAAGAGGGCGCUCAACAUCCGGGAGAACAAAGCGAUGCUUUCUAAACUGAUGGCCGAGCUGAACAAAGUACCUGGGCUGAUGCCCAAAAGGACAUCUCUUCUCACAGCAAAUACGCCUCGACGUGUCCCCCGCCAUUCUGUGGGAACUCCCAGUGCCCGUAGGAGGAACCCUGAGCGCACCUCUCGACCUCACACACGUUCCCGCUCCCUCAUCGAUGGCCCCCCCUCACCCCCGCCUGAGGAAGACCCGGAGGAUAAGUUCAGUCUGGUGCGCAGGAGCCGCUGCUAUGAAGAGGUGAUAGAAGAAACGAGGGAGCCUCGUCGGCGCAGCUACAAUGGAACGAUGGCCAUUCUUCAUGUGGUCCGUCCUGUGGAGGAUGUUACACAGGCUGAGCUGGAUAACAUUUGUUUCAACGUCCGAGAGAAGGUCUACGACCGCUCCACUGGAUCCACUUGCCACCAGUGUCGCCAGAAGACCAAGGACACCAAGACAAACUGCCGUAACCCAGAGUGUGUUGGAGUGAGGGGUCAGUUCUGUGGGCCAUGCCUCCGCAACCGUUACGGCGAAGAGGUCCGAGAUGCCCUACUGGACCCAGAGUGGCGCUGUCCCCCGUGCAGAGGAAUCUGCAACUGUAGCUUCUGCAGGGCGCGUGACGGACGCUGUGCCACUGGUGUCCUCGUCUACCUCGCAAAAUACCAUGGCUACGACAAUGUGCACGCCUACCUGCUCAGUCUGAAACGUGAGUUGGAAGGGAGCCAGUGAACCAGUCUUGUGGCAGCCCAUGCAAUUUUUGGCCACUGGCAUCUCUUGAAUCUGCGAUGUGGCUACUUUGCAAAACCUUUAUUCUGCGCCCCCUAUGCCCAAUGUGCUUUUCCUGUUUCUGUAUUCCAGAUAAAUUCUAUAAAGUUUUAAUUACAUUGUUCUAAAUGUAUAAUGCUUUAUCAGUCCUUAAGAAAAAGCAGUUUUAAGCAGACAUUUGCUAAUAUCAGUUGCUCGUAGGUCCUUAGAUUGACUGUCUAGAAGCGCAUAUAAUGAAAUGCAAUGUGCUAAUUUUUUUAGUUUCAGGCUAUUAUGAACUCAAUUAGAGUACAUACAGUUGCUGUGUGCAUGUAUCAGUUUGGUUACUUAAUUAUUUUAUACUUUGCUGAAAAUUGAGUGUACCUUAUAGCUCAUCAGUUACAUGAGCCUUUGUCUUUCCAGUUUUACCAUCCCUGUUUAUGUUCAUCUUGCUCCAAGUUGGUGGAGAAUUUACAUAAUUUUACCAUUGCCCCACUGUUGAUAAUAAAGAGAAAAUGUUAAAUGUC